Molecule: messenger RNA, 1626 nt
Organism: Aspergillus ruber CBS 135680
Lineage: Eukaryota; Fungi; Ascomycota; Eurotiomycetes; Eurotiales; Aspergillaceae
Product: putative general amidase
Exons: 3
Coding region: 1-1626 (541 amino acids)
Source: RefSeq, a predicted model, not a curated record
AUGACUAUCACCGACUGGCAGCAAAAGGUCCAAGUUAAGCAAGCUCAAGCCGCUUCCAAGAUCCCCGCAGAAUGGCGAUUGUCUGCCGACAUCCUGCAACAAGCAUCGGGAAGCAAGCAGAGUAUCAUCGAUGUUCCUAGAGCAUGUGGUCUACUCACGGAGCAAGAACUUCAUAUCACUGAGGACUACGAUGCCACCGCUCUACUAACAGAGCUGGCUACCGGGAAAAUUACUUCGGUAGAAGUCACCCGGGCAUUCUGCAAGCGCGCCGCAAUAGCCCAGCAACUCACGUCCUGCUUGACGGAGACGUUCUUCGAUGUUGCACUGGCUCGCGCCAGACAACUCGAUAACUAUUUGGCCACUAGCGGCAAGCCCAUGGGUCCUCUACAUGGCCUUCCUAUCAGCAUCAAGGAGCCAUUUAAUGUUGUCGACGUACCUACCUCCCUGGGUUUCGUCUCCUUCCUGGAUAACCCGCCUCCACGCAGCAAUUCGGCCAUGGUAGAAAUACUGCUAGCCGCAGGUGCCGUGCUAUAUGUCAAAACAAACGUUCCCCAGACCAUGAUGACAGCCGAUUCAGAAAACAACGUUUUCGGACGCGUCUUGAACCCGCACCGACUCUCUCUCACUGCUGGCGGGAGCAGCGGGGGCGAAGGUGCCCUGGUAGCCAUGCGCGGGUCUAUUCUGGGAAUAGGCACUGAUGUUGCAGGAUCAAUUCGGAUCCCCUCGCUGUGUUGUGGUACCUUUGGCUUCAAGCCUUCUGCUGGUCGGGUGCCGUGCGGUGGCCAAACUAGUCCCGGGCGCGAUGGAUUGACAGGCAUUGAGGCAGUCGCGGGGCCACUGUGCCAUUCCACCCGCGAUGCAGAGUUACUCCUCCGGACAGUGUUCGACGCUCAUGCUGACGACUUCGAUGAUAAAGCCCUUGGCGUGCCCUGGACCGAGCCAGUGAGUGCUUCAUCCACUCUUACCAUCGGGGUUCUCCCCGAAGACCCUCAGGCUCCUCUCCAUCCGCCCAUGGAGCGUACGCUGGAAACAGUGCUACAGAAGCUAGCAGCAGCUGGUCAUCAUAUUGUCAAUCUCUCUGGAAAAGUGCCGUCUCUGUCAGCCGUCAAAGAUCUCUCAUUACGCUACUUCUGUUUGGAUCCGGAUAACACGCCACUGAAGCAUAUUGCCAACGGACAAGAACCCAAAAUCGCCUCAUUGGCGUCCACUUAUAAACCUGAAGGCAGCGACCCCGAACCGACCUUGCGUGAUUUGUAUGAUCUUAAUGUGGCUCGGAGUGAAAUUGUGGAGCAGAUGCGUCGGGUGUUCCUGGAUAAUCACUUGGAUGCGAUCAUUGGGCCUGGUUAUCAGACUUGUGCGGUGCCGCAUGAUACGUAUGGGUUCCCGGUAUACACGGUGUUUGCUAACGUGCUUGAUUACCCUGCUUGCAUAAUUCCGUUUGGCAAGGCGAAUGAGGUUGCGGAUGCUGAGUAUACCAGGGAUGUCGCCUAUGUUCCUCCUUAUCUACCAAAGGAGAUUGAGAAUGCCCCCUGCCAUGUACAGCUCAUUGGCCGCCGAUUGAAGGAUGAGAAGUUGGUGCGACAUGCGGAGGUAGUGCAGAGCGUGUUGGCCAAGGGUUCUCAUUAG